Molecule: messenger RNA, 300 nt
Organism: Funneliformis mosseae
Lineage: Eukaryota; Fungi; Glomeromycota; Glomeromycetes; Glomerales; Glomeraceae
Source: the annotation of a GenBank genome assembly
AUGAAGAGUUCCCAAUCUAUUUUGCUAAGUGUAUUAGACCUGACACUUGUAGUUGAUUCGACGCUUCAAUAUGAAGAAGUAUCACAUAUUUGUUCGCUUUUACGUGAAGACUUCUUAACAGCGAAUGAGAAGGAGCUUGAAGAUGAAUACAACAAGUAUAAAGACUUCUUUGUUAAAUACCAUCAUAAAAAUUCCACAGCAACCACCAAUUGUUAUAAAGAAUAUCUUCAAACAAUUGGCAAGCAAGAGGUAGUUGGAAUGUUAUUAGUUGAGGUAGAGUUAGAUCAUAGCAGAGCAAAG